UGCUUACUUAAAAUCUAGAAGCGAAUUAACCAAAACACGAAAAAGCGAGAAUCUAACUACUGCAACAAAAUGCUUGGGCAGUAUUUGCUGGAUCAGUUGAACAUUUUGCAAGAAAGGGGAAUAUUCUGCGAUUUGGACCUAAUGGCCAGAGACAGAACAAAAGUGUCAUCAGUUCAUUAUCUUGUUUUCAUUGCUUUUAAUAAGCAACACUUCAAGUUGGCGCUACUUUCCGCCACAAGUGACUUAUUUUCAAAGAAGGUUAUGAUGUUUUCCUGUCUUGAUGUCGCUGAAGUGCAGGCUCUGGUGGAUUUCUUGUACGGCAGAAAAUUUGAGACAGAAGCUAGGUACAACUUAAUUUGUUCAGUCCUUAAGAAGCUGAGCUUAUUAGAACUCAUAGACAAGGCAAAUUUCAAAAACCCCUGUGAUCCUGUCAGUCACAUAGCAGUUAAGAUAGAGCCUAAUGAUGAUUCCAAUAACUUAACUGAUGUGCAACAGACUGAGGACCCUCAUUUAUCUCAGGAUGAUAAUAUACCACCAGUUAUUUCUAAGGAUGAAAUAACCGUGGAAGAAGACAAACCAAACUUGGAUUUAUUUCAGGAAAAUUGUCACCUUGAAGGGUGUGAUGAAGUUGAUCUGACUUCGAACAUUGACUUACAAAGAAAAACAAUUAAUUCUGGUCUUGAACAGAAUGAUGUAACAGAUAAAGACAUUGGGAACCUUGCAACAGAAGAAGUUGUGCAUGCAGCAAUAGAAAUGAGUCAAAGUUGUAACACUGACUUUGGAGACAAUCUGUGUGCUCAUGUGAAUACUUUGAAAGAAGUGACAGACAAUGAAACAAGUAAUACAAACACAACUGAUGAAGUUGCAAACAGCAAAUGUGAAAAUACAGGUACUGCAGGGAUAAUAAAAACUGAACUUCAAAUUAAAGAGGAGCUCUCAGAGUUGGAAAUGCUAGACAAUGAAACAAGUAAUGCAGACACAACUGAUAAAGCUGUAGACAUUAACAGUGAAAACAAUUUUUCUGCAGUGUUAUUAAAUACUGAAGUGCAUAUUAAAGAUGAGCUUUCAGAUGUUGAAUCAGAAAAUGUAUGCAAAGAAACUGAUCUGAAUAGAGAUGGUAAAACUCCAAACAGCAUUAAUGAGAUAUCAGACACUGGUGGUAAUCUGCCUCUUAUUGAACGUGUUAAACAGGAGGGGCUUGAUAAAGAAAAACAAGUGUUUGCAGAAUCAUAUGCAAAUGAAACGAAUCAUGAUGAUAGUACCAUUGACUUUAACCAACCAAUGGACAAUAUGCCUCAAGGAAAUGCCAGUGAUGAUCAACACCUGACAAUAACCCAAGAUAUGGAUGGGUUUUUGGUACAGAAAAAUGAACAGUGUUCAAGUCUCCCUGAGGUUUUUCUUGAGCAUGUAAAAAAUGAGAACAGUGAAAUCACAGAAAAUGAAACCCAAGAUAUGAACUGUGAAACAGUUUCAUGUGAGAAGAACGAUGAAACAAAUGAAAACAAUUAUGAAGAACACCAUGCAAAACUCAAUGAGACAGGAGUGAAGAAGAAAGACAAUGGAUGUGGUGAAUUAGAAGUAGAUCUACUAACAUCAUUAAAAGAUUUGCAAGAAUCAGUUGAGGUGAUUCUACAAGGAGCGGCAGUGGGUACUGAACAAAAUACAAAGCAGAGCGGAAAAAACAGUUCUGAUGAAAAACUUGGUGAAACAUCUGAUCAGAACCAGAUUUUUCAAAAUCUUUCAGAAUUGAAAGAGGAACUUAGUGUGGAAGACAAUGAAACUGAAAACAUAUCUGAUGUGAAAGAUAUUGCGAAAACAGAUAUGAACGAAUGUGGAAAACAGCCUGAACAACAUCUUGCCAAAACACUCUUAAGUCCAUGUAUUACAAAAACUAAAAAGAAUGCUCAAAGUCCUUUAGGUAGUUCAAGUCUUGCACAUGGUGAUGAUGAAACUGCUGAAGUGCCAGGUCCUGUUGUUGAAAUUAUAGGUUUGGAAUGUGAAGACAGAGAAACUGAUGAUCUCAAGGAAAAUGUGAAUGAUAGUACAUCAGAGUUAGAGAAACGUAGACAACAUCUUGAACAAGUGGAAGAUAUGAAUGAUAAUACAACAAAAGUAUUAGACGAAUGUACACAACAUCUUGAACAAGUGGAAUAUGUGAAUGAUAAUACAACACAAGUAUUGGACGAAUGUAGACAGCAUCUUGGACAAACAGAAGAUGUGAAUGAUAUUACAACACCAGUAUUAGAGAAAUGUAGAAACCUUCUUGAACAAAAUGUGUCUGAGGCAGCAUUAAAACCCUCUACUAGAAGAACUAAAAAGAAUGCAUUGACAGACUAUCCCAGAAAAAGAUCAUCACCUAGAAUUCUUAAACCAGGGCUUAAAAAUUACAAAACAGAAAGUUCUUCUCUCAGUGAUAAAGAAGUUGAAGUUCAGAAUGUUCAAGAUAGGUUUAAAGUAGUGAUCACUGACGCAUACAGUAAAAAGACUAGAAGCAAAACACCCAAUCUUGCAUCCAGGCUUCCAGUUGGCAGUAAAAGAAGCCCAGUUUCAUACUUUAAUCGUCUUUCAUGUUACCCAACAGACACGAAGGAAGAUGAAUGUGUGAAAAACGCAACCUUUUGUACAAACACAGUCAUAAAUGAGGAUAUUCCUAGAUCAGAAAGCUUAAUAAAAAUUAAGUCAAUGCCAAAAACUCCUCAACUGAAUGUAACUUUUUUGGAGGAUAUUCCAUGUACUGAAACGCAAGAAGAGAAACGUGUACAAAGAACCACUGAACUGUCAAAAUCUGAAAGAGUUGGUGAAGCAAUGUCAAGGAUAUCAGUUUUUGCUUUAGAAAAAACUGAAGCUGUUCUUGUUGGUGGCCUUGAGUCAAUUACUAACGAGCCAAUUCAUUCUAGAUGCUUUUCGCAGGAUAAAAAAUCAAAACCAGGACCAGUAAGAAUAUUAAGAAAUAAGGCUGAAAAGAUUCUGCAUGAAAGGCAUAACUCUGUGAGAGACAGUUGCACUGCAGCAUAUGGAACAAGUGUGGCACAAAAAGUAGCAUCUGGAAUGUCAUCUGCAAAUAAAAAUGAAGACAAUCCUUCUGAUGAUGAAGAUGAUGAUGUACCGCUCAGUGAUAUGAUACCACUCAGUGGUAUGAUUAAACGUCUGAGAAAAUCUUAUUCUGAGCCAAACAUGAAAUAUUCCAAAGAAAAAGACGUGAACUGUUUGAAUCCAAAUUCGGAAGUUAGGAAAUGUGUAGAUGUAGAAAAACACAAGAGCAAACACUUAGGUGAUAUAUCUAUACAGGAGAGCAGUGAAGAACAUCAUUUUAACCGAUUUGAAGGUGGUGCUAAUAAUGAACCCUCAGAUAUUGUGAUGGAAGAACUUAGAACUUUAUCACAUAUUGUGGAAGAGAGAAGAAAAGGUCGUUUAAAGCGGAAAUCAUCAAAUAUGGUGGAAGAAGGAAGAAAAGUUGGAUUAAAACAAAAAUCAAGCCACAGAGUUGAAGCCAGUAAAAGCAAAAUUGUAUUAGCACAAACAAAAGACAAAACUGUUAGACAAUCUCGUAUUUUGACAACCGGAAAACCAAAGGCUUCGUUGACAAGUACACAGACUUUAAAACCAGCUUGGCUGACUGGCAUACAAACUUCAUUAUCAGCUUUGUUGACCAGUACACCAACUUCAUUACCAGCUUCGUUGACCAGUACAUCAACUUCAUUAUCGGCUUCGUUGACUGGUAAACCAUUUUUAUUACCGGCUUUGAUGACUAGUACACCAACUCCAUUAGUGUCUUCAUUGUCUAAAACAUGGACGUUGAAACCGGCUUGGUUGACUAAUAAACCAACUUCAUUACCGGCUUUUUCAACUAGAACACCAACAUUAUUACCACCUUCGUUGACUAGUACACCAACUUCAUUACAAGCUUUGUUGCCUGGUACAGCAACUUCACUUCCAGCUCGGAUGACUUGUACAACAACUUCACUUCCAGCUUUGAUGACUAGUACACUAACUUCACUUCCAGCUUCGUUGACUGGUACACCAACUUCAUUACAAGCUUUGUUGCCUUGUACACCAUCUUCACUACCAUCUUCAUUGGCUGGUACACCAACUUCAUUGACUGGUACUCCAACUUCAUUGCCAUCUUCAUUGACUGAAACACCAACUUCAUUUCCACCUUUAUUGACUGGUGCACGUCAAUCUUUGUCACAGGCUUUGUUGUUGAGUACACCAACUUCAUUACCGGCUUCAUUGGCAAGUACAUUAACUACAUUACCGACUUCAUUGACAGGCACACCAACUACUUCAUCGGCUUCAUUGACCAGUACACCAGCUUCAUUACCAGCCUCGCUGACAAGCACACCGACUAUUUUACUGGCUUCAUUGACCAGUACACCAACUUCAUUAUCAGCUUCAUUGACUACUCUACCAACUUCAAUACCAACCUCCUUGACUAGUACCCCAACUCCAUUACCAACCUCCUUGACCUGUACACCAACUUCAAUAUCGGCUUCGUUGACUAGCACACCAACUUUAUUACCAGCUUCACUGACUGGUACACUAACAUCAUUAUCAGCUUCGUUGACUAAUACUCCAGCUUCAUUACCGACCUCCUUGACUAGUACACCAACUUCAUUAUUGGCUGCAUUGACGAGUACACCAACUUCAUUGACUAGUACACGAGUUUCACCUCAUGUGAUUCCACUCUCACUCUCACUCAGAGGUUAUUCCACUCCUGAUCAUGCCAGGUUUAAUGAAAGUCAGGGCUGUGUAAAAGAACUAACAUCACCUCAUGUGAUUCCACUGUCACUCUCACUAAGAGGAUUUUCAACUCCAGAUCACGCCAGUUAUGAUGAAAGCCAGGGCCAUGUAAAAGAAAUAUCAAGAAAACGAGCUAGACACAUGACCUUGAUGGGUUUCUUGAAGAAAAGCAGAGAAAUUGACUCUCGGAAAGAGAGACUCAAAACAGACACUAGUACAGCAUUGAAGUAUCCAGCCAUUUUAGAUAUGCUAAAGAUUGGGGAAAAUCAGGAGAGCCAAACAGCACAAUUGACAAGAGUUGAUACUGCUCUAGGAGUACCAUCUAAACCAUCGAGCCCAGUAAAAGUUUCUCAGUUAAGGUUUACACCAGUUCACUCAAGAACUAGAAGCUUAACAAGAACAAUAACAGCAUCAAGCCAAGCAGUGGAAUUAACAUCUGCACUGUCUUCAACAACGACAGCAUCAAACCAAACACAACUGAAACUGGCAAAAUCAAUAAGUGUUUCUUCAAAAACAUUAGCAAUAAACCAAACGGGUAUAUCCAAACUUGUAUUAACACCGUUACCUGGCAGAAAUGUAAUAACAACAACCUCUUCUAACCAAGCUGGAGUAUCCAAACUGGUAUUAUCACCAUUACAGGCAACAACAAGAAGCAAGGCAGUAGUAUCCAAACUGGUAUUAACACCUGCACAACGGAACAGCAAAAUUGCAUCCUCAACAGCACCAUCAUCAAGCCAAGAAGAAGUGUCCGAACUGGUUCUUACACCUUCACAGGUAACACAGAUGCUUGGAACAUCAGCUUCGAGUGAAGGGAUCAUCUCACCAGCUGUUCCGAGUACUGUUGAGUUUGGGAAGGGAUCAAGUGCAUCAAAUUCACAAAGUGCAGGUAUAAUUUCACCGGUUGUUCUGAGUACUGUUCAGUGUGCGAGCGAAUCGACUACAUCCAAUUCUUCAAGUGCCAGUGUCACCCCAACAUCUUUUUCUACUGAUGUUGAGAUUACAAAGAAGCCCCCUGUUCUGGUUAUUUGUCACCAACCAAUGAUGAAAGAUGGGAAACUCAAACUCCCACAUCCAGCGGACAAAAAAGAAACAAAAAAGUCCAAGAAAAGAAAACUGACCGAGUCAACAGCGUCUGAAGUUGCGAACAACAAAAGCGAGUUGCUUAAUGAUGGACAUGGUUUGGGUUUUCGGAAAAUUUUGCCAAAACCUAAAUUUUGUUUGGUUGAUUUUAAUGCAAAGAACUAAUUAAAAUUUGAAAAUGUUACUUCUUGCAAGAACCUGACACAAACACUUUGUAAUACAUGUACAUGUGAUGUAAAUUUAAGUUUGUAUAAAUGCUUUUUGGAGUGGCCCCAGUUCAGUCACAGUUAUGUUACAUAAUGCUUGAAUCUGCUUCAAGUGAGAGAAUCACCAGUUUAGUUGGACUAAGUCAGUGAUGCUUCAGAAAUGUUGUUAAAUUUAUUAUGAUUAUGUUCUUGUGUUAACAAUUUGUAACGCAUUUAUACUGGAUAAAGUUGAA
This is a messenger RNA of Mya arenaria, 6259 nucleotides long. Its product is annotated as serine-rich adhesin for platelets-like. Lineage: Eukaryota; Metazoa; Mollusca; Bivalvia; Myida; Myidae. The transcript is spliced from 3 exons. The record is from RefSeq and is a predicted model, not a curated record. Bases 70 to 5985 code for a protein of 1971 amino acids.